AUGACACGAACAUCCUCAACGCGCAGCUUGCAGCCGGCCGUGGGCGGAGACGCGGACAAGCCAGAUACUCAAAGAGAGCUACCCUUGGACUUUGGCAAGGGCCUCCGGGACAGCGAGUUCCUCUUCGACAAGGACUAUCACAACCUGAACCACGGCUCCUUUGGCACCAUCCCCGUGCACAUCCAGAAGAGGCUGCAGCACUACCAGGCCCUCCACGAGCGCCGGCCUGACCAGUUCAUCCGUUAUGAUUUCCCUGCAAUGCUCGACGAGAACCGCGAGGCUGCUGCGAGGCUUAUCAACGCGCCCUCUGUGGACGAGGUUGUCUUUGUGGCCAAUGCUACAGUCGGCCUGAACACAGUCCUGCGCAGCCUGCCCUGGUCCGAGGAUGGAAAGGACGAGAUCAUCCACUUCAGCACAAUCUACGGUGCCAUCGGCAAAACAGUCGACUAUGUCGUGGACUCAGCCUAUGGGAGGGUUUCUAGCAGGUCCAUCGAACUGACAUAUCCCAUUUCUGACGACGCCAUCAUGGCCAAGUUCAGGCAAGCAGUGCACCAAAGUCGGCAGCUCAAGAGACCCCGCGCUGCGGUCUUCGACGUUGUCUCCUCCGUACCAGGCGUGUGCUUCCCUUAUGAGGAAAUGAUCAGGGCGUGCCGCGAGCUCGGUAUUCUGUCCAUAGUAGACGGCGCUCAGGGAAUCGGUAUGAUGAACCUAGAUAUGACGGCCCUGGACCCAGAUUUCUUCGUGUCGAAUUGUCACAAGUGGCUGCUAGCGCCGCGUGGGUGCGCCGUAUUCUAUGUCCCCUUUCGGAACCAGCACCUCAUCCGCUCAACAGUGCCGACUUCUCAUGGUUACAUACCGCUGCCCGGCGCCACGUCAAGGGCAAAUCCGCUGCCGCCGAGCGCGAAGAGCGCGUUUGUGAACGCCUUUGAGUAUGUCGGCACCCUUGAUAAUUCGCCGUAUUUAUGUGUAAAGGAUUCUAUUGAAUUUCGAGAGAGAGUGUUGGGUGGGGAGGGUAGAAUCCAGCAAUACAUGCGGUCGCUGGCGAAACAUGGCGGCGAAAAGAUUUCGCAGAUGCUCGGGACGUGGGUGAUGGGAUACGAGCACGGGAAAACAGAACGCUUCACGAAUUGUGCCAUGGUUAAUAUUGCAAUGCCAUUGGUGGUCUUGCAAGAUACUAUUUCGGAUACCUCCGCGUCAGUGGUGGACGAGCAAGUCAAAACAGAAACGUGGCAGGUCAGCGCCCGGGGCGCUGCCCCUGUGUGUGCAGCAGAACUUCACUGCCAUGGUUCUCAAGUGCAGGCGAGAGUGCGGGAUAUCCUUCUUCCGCACGAGGACGCUGAGAGGAUCUGGAAUUGGAUGACGAAGGCGCUGGUGGACGAUUAUCAGACCUUUAUCCCACUAUUCUACCACAAUAGGAGGUUCUGGGCCCGUUUGAGCGCUCAGGUGUAUUUGGACAUGGAUGACUUUUUGUGGGCAGGGAAAACACUUAAGGUGCUGUGUGAAAGGGUGGCGAGACGGGAAUAUGGGUCGUGA
Messenger RNA from Diaporthe amygdali, 1533 nucleotides. Its product is annotated as plp-dependent transferase. NCBI's taxonomy places the organism in Eukaryota, Fungi, Ascomycota, Sordariomycetes, Diaporthales, Diaporthaceae. Bases 1 to 1533 code for a protein of 510 amino acids. The transcript is spliced from 2 exons. The record is from RefSeq and is a predicted model, not a curated record.